AUGCUUCGGACUGCCAUCCAUCUCGCCCUUGGGCUCGCCGCCGCCGCCGCCGCCGCCGCCGAUGGUCAGCUGGCCACCCUGUGUCGCUUCAUCAACUUGUCGACCGGACGGGACUCGCCCUCCAUCGUCUACACGGCCAAGUGUGCACGCACCGUCGGAGGCCCUCUCGAGGUUUGCUCGCAGCUCGACCUCGCCUGUUGCCUCACCAACCACGACGGGACUCUCGAGGCUCCUGUCGACAUGAAUACCGUCAACUUUGCAGAUACCUGCCCCGGCUGCCACGUUGAUGCGGCCGGCGUGAACAUGGUCUGCCUCUGCCGGCAGAUGAACGGGACGUACGGUCACGCGAGUGUUGAUCUGAGUAUGAAACGGAACCCUUGGUGUCAAACGACGCUGAUCAUGGGAGUAGACCACAUCAUUGUCGUUCAGGACGGAACCCUGGCCUGCUCAACCACCAUCGGCAAGGAGGUAUCCGAGUGUCCCGUCACCUGGAUUGGGCCGCCUCGACGACGGGGGUGA
Messenger RNA from Drechmeria coniospora, 519 nucleotides. RefSeq lists its product as uncharacterized. The coding region runs from base 1 to 519 and encodes 172 amino acids. The transcript is spliced from 2 exons. The record is from RefSeq and is a predicted model, not a curated record. NCBI's taxonomy places the organism in Eukaryota, Fungi, Ascomycota, Sordariomycetes, Hypocreales, Ophiocordycipitaceae.